This is a messenger RNA of Hyla sarda, 5238 nucleotides long. It is a transcript of the gene BTBD7, whose product is annotated as BTB domain containing 7. The record is from RefSeq and is a predicted model, not a curated record. Gene Ontology annotation, biological process: morphogenesis of a branching epithelium. Bases 257 to 3619 code for a protein of 1120 amino acids. Gene Ontology annotation, molecular function: protein binding. Lineage: Eukaryota; Metazoa; Chordata; Amphibia; Anura; Hylidae. The transcript has 11 exons.
CGGCUGGUGACGUAGGCUGAGGGAGGGGGAAGAGACAAGAUGGCGGCGGCGGGGCUCUGAGGCGGAGGGGAGCUCGGGGCCGCCUAUCACCGGAUUUAUGGCCGCGGAGGAGAAAACCGGGAGGAGCCGGGAACUGCUGAGCCGCCGGGAAGCAUGGAUCAGCAUCUCGUAGGAGAACCUGGGAUUCGGAAUUACACGGCGAUGUGGGAUAACACUUUGGACAGCCGUCAGGCAGAAUGUCUGAGUGAGUGACGACAUGGGUGUGAAUGCAUCAAGCUACCCCCACUCGUGUUCCCCGAGGGUAGGGGGAAACGCGCAGACACAGCAAACGUUUAUAGGCACCUCCUCCUACUCUCACCAAGGCUAUGGCUAUGACUCCAAGUUAUACAGCCUUGAACAUGGCCACGAAAAACCGCAAGACAAGAAAAAGAAAACUUCUGGUCUUGCCACACUCAAGAAGAAGUUCAUCAAGCGGCGUAAGUCGAGCAGGUCGGCGGAUCACGCCAAGCAGAUGAGAGAACUGCUGUCCGGCUGGGAUGUCCGAGACGUCAACGCGCUUGUGGAGGAAUAUGAGGGGACGGCGGCCUUAAAGGAGCUCUCUCUGCAAGCCAACGUGGCACGUCCAGAGGCUAGGACUUUACAGAAAGAUAUGGCCGACCUGUAUGAAUACAAGUACUGUACAGAUGUGGAUCUGAUAUUCCAGGAGACGUGCUUUCCUGUGCACCGCGCCAUAUUGGCGGCAAGGUGCCCUUUCUUUAAGAAGCUGCUCUCGUCAUCUCCGGAGUAUGGGGCGGAAAUCAUUAUGGAUAUCAAUACCGCGGGUAUCGAUAUGCCGAUGUUCUCUGCCCUGUUGCAUUAUCUGUACACGGGGGAGUUUGGCAUUGAGGACUCCAGGUUCCAGAACGUAGAUAUUCUCGUGCAACUCAGUGAGGAAUUCGGUACGCCCAACUCGCUGGACUUUGACAUGCGUGGGCUCUUUGACUACAUGUGCUACUACGACGCGGUGCUUAGCUUUUCCUCCGACUCUGAGCUGGUGGAACAGUAUGGAGCUCAGAGCUGUUUAGAGGAAGAGCUGCGAGCCCACAAGGCGGUCCUCUCUGCGCGUUCUCCGUUCUUCCGCAACUUGCUGCAAAGGCGAAUACGCACUGGGGAGGAGAUUACAGACCGGACAUUAAGGACUCCAACUAGAAUCAUUCUAGAUGAAUCCAUAAUACCAAAAAAAUAUGCAAAAGUCAUUUUGCAUUGCAUGUACACGGAUGUUGUGGACCUGUCCUAUGUCUUGCACUGUAGCCCAUCUAUCGGGAGUCUGAGCGAAGUGCAGGCUCUGGUAGCAGGAAAGCCAAACAUGACCCGACCGGAGGAAGCAAUGGAGCUCUACCACAUAGCACUAUUCUUGGAGUUUAAUAUGCUUGCACAAGGCUGCGAGGAUAUCAUUGCAGAGAGUAUCUCUCUAGACACCUUAAUCGCCAUCUUUAAGUGGAGCUCACAGCCCUAUGGUUCCAGCUGGGUGUACCGCCAAGCUUUGCACUUUCUGUGUGAGGAGUUCAGUCAGGUCAUGACUUCGGACGUCUUCUAUGAGCUCAAUAAGGAUCAUCUGCGGAGCGUCAUCCUGUCAGACUAUCUGCAGGCAAGCGAGCAGGAUAUCCUGAAAUAUUUAAUCAAGUGGGGGGAAUACCAGCUGAUGAAGAGGAUAGCAGACCGAGAGCCCAACCUGCUGAGCGGCACUGCGCACAGUGUGAACAAGCGAGGCGUAAAACGCCGGGACUUGGAUGUGGAGGAGUUGAGGGAGAUAUUGUCGUCUUUGCUGCCUUUUGUCCGCAUCGAGCAUAUCUUACCUAUGAACAGUGAUGUGUUGAGUGACCCUAUGAAGCGGGGCCUGAUCAGCACUCCUCCUGCGGAUAUGUUGCCAACGUCUGACAGCGGGAAGUCCAACUCUUGGUUACGCCAAAAGAAUGCCGGCAUUUAUGUCAGGCCCAGACUGUUCUCGCCCUAUGUAGAGGAAGCUAAGUCUGUGCUGGAUGAGAUGAUGGUGGAGCAGACGGACCUGGUCCGUUUAAGGAUGGUUCGGAUGUCCAAUGUUCCCGACACAUUGUACAUGGUAAACAAUGCCGUGCCACAGUGCUGUCACAUGAUCAACCACCAGCAAAUCAACAGCAGCCAGGCGAGUCCUCCUACAGUUGUAGCAAAUGAAAUACCAGUUCCUCCCCUUGGGGUGGUGAAGGAGAUGAUUCGGCGCCUGCAGGAACUUCGCCACACGGAACAAGUUCAACGCGCGUACGCCUUAAACUGUGGAGAAGGUGCUACCGUCAGCUAUGAGAUCCAAAUCCGGGUCCUGAGAGAGUUUGGGUUGUCAGAUUCUGCAGCUGAGCUGUUACAGAAUCCUCUCAAGUUCUUCCCAGAUGAAAGGUUUGGGGAUGAGAGUCCUCUUCUGACCCUGCGUCAGUCUGGGAGGUGUAGGAUUAACAGCACCCCUGCUACGGAAACCAUGUUUACUGACAUAGAUUCUUACGUGGCCUUCCAUCCUCCAUUGCCCCCUCCACCUCCACCUUAUCACCCCCCAGCGACACCCAUUCACAACCAGUUUAAGGUGGGCUGGAAGCACAGAGUGCCUAGCCAGCAUCCCUCACGUUCCUUUUCCUACCCCUGCAACCAUACAGUGUUCCACUCCAGGACCAUGCCUAAAGCUACACCACCUUCCUACCUACCUGGUGUCAAAACUGUACCCCCUGAUUGCACUAAUACUGGCCUUGGAAGGCAGACCGUAGCAGCGGCCGCAGCAGCCGCCCUGGCGGCAGAACAGCAAGCGUGCGGUGAACCGGUUCUAAAUGAGUUUAUGCCGGAUAUAGCAAUAGGAGUCUCCUCAAUGUCGCUGAAGGACCGGAGGCUACCAGAACUGACCAUCGAUACCCAGCUGAGCCAGCAAGUGUCAGACAUGAUGCCGCUCCACGUCCAGCAUCACGCCUACGUCCCCAGCCGGCAUAUGCACAGUUCACGGCAGAAACAAACUGUAGAACAGAAAAUGGAUUCCCGCGAAAGCCAGCCGGAGUACCCGGAGUUCUAUGACUUCUCCAAUUCUGCCUGCCGACCGUCCACACCGGUCCCCAGCAGACACUCCCCCUUGGCCUCGCAGGGCCAUUAUUUCGGCCCCGAUUUGUACAGUCACAGCAAACCUCCAAGUGGAUUAAAGCCCUCCUAUCUCUCCAACCAGAUGUCUCCGAAAAAGCAAGACGACUCCAGGAGAGAUUACCUGUUCUCCCAGGACAGUCACCCGCACAGGCAAAAGAAUGAACCGUUACACCUUGAUGUCUUAGAACAACCUCCUCAAAGACUUGACCUCGCCCUCGCCGCCCAAGAGGGCGCCAGCCACGGUUCUCACCACGGCCGGGGACGUGCGAAAAUGGAAUCCGACCUGACGUACGGCCUGACCUCGAACAGACCCUCGCACUCUGCCUACAGCUCCGACCGACAGGACGAGCGGGUGUUCAGGAGGAUCACAGACGGCGACCUCUUGGAUCACACCACACAGAGGAACGUGGACCUGGAGCGGGAGGACGCCGUGGGCAGAGAGCGAAGAUCUCCCAAUAAGCCUGACUUUCUCUACAAGAAGUCCGCUCUCUGAGGAUAGCAUAAAAUAAAAAAAAUAAUGAAAUAACCUCUUGACAUAAUCUCUGUGCCUAAAACUUGUGGAGUACAACACUUUCCAUGGAUUAGUUCUGAGCUGUGUCAAUCUAUGCUUUACUGGAAACAACCCAGCCUGCGUUACCUUCUCUCAUACGCCGCAGUCUCCUCUGUGGUGGCUUCAUUCUAUACAAUGGAUGUUUUGCAAUGUUUUUGUUUUUUUUUUGUUUGUUUUUCUACUUCUUUUAGCUGGCACCUUGAUUUUCUAACGUUUUAUUUGCAGCCUAAUUUUGCACCUUUUGCCUCUUUAUGAAUUUGCAACAUGUCGGUCACUUACGGGAACAGUGCAUUUGUACAUUAUUAUGUUUUUAAUUUUUUUUUUCUUACUUUCACAUUGACCUCAUGGGUUCAGUGGAUUUAAAAAAACAAACAAACAAUAUUUUCUACCGAGACAAGAUAAAAAAAAAAAAAUUAUUAUUAUUUUGUGAUAAUGAAGUGAUCCAAAGAAGCACACGUAGAAUUUCUGCGUCCUUCCGCCCAAGGUUUCAUCCCGUUCUGACGUCUUCCUGAUAAGUUUGGCGUCAGAAUUCCGUCCUGACCCUAUGGUGACGCUUCACACAAACACACACACGUCCUCACUUCUGUAAUCGCUUCUGAUGGAACACGUGUAUGGAAUGGUUGAGCAGAAUCACUGCUGCUGGGGAAUAGCAGAGCUGAGAUUGUCAUUUGGUCCUUUCUGUGAUAUUUUAGGUAUCUUGGGGAGCACUUCAUGAUCUCACAUUGUCUGGGGCUCUUUACAUUGGAACCUACUAAGCUUUUUCUUAAGGGGUUUUCAGUAAUAAUAAUCUACUGGAUAUGUGAUAGCUUCUAGAACAGUAUUCCUAACCGGUGUGCCUCCAGCUGUUGCAAAACUACAACAUCCAGCAUGCCUGGUCAGCCAAAGGCUGUAGUUUUUCAACUGCUGGAGCAGUGGUUCCCAAGCAGUGUGCUUAUAGCUGUUGCAAAACUACAAUUCCCAGCAUGCCCGGACAGCCAACGGCUGUCUGGGCAUGCUGGGAGUUGUAGUUUUGCAACAGCUGCAGGCACCUUGGCUGUCUGGGCUUGCUGGGAGUUAUAGUUUUGCAACAGCUGCAGGCACCUUGGCUGUCUGGGCUUGCUGGGAGUUGCAGUUUUGCAACAGCUGGAGGCAAACUGGUUGAGAAACACUGUUCUAUAUUGUGGGGGGUCUGAUCUCCAAGACCCCCAUGAUGGCUAAAAUGAGGGUCUCCCAUUUGAAUGGAGUGGUGAUCGAACACCUACACUGGUGCCCCAGUUAAAAUCUAUGGGACUACCAAAGAUAGAAAUAUCAGUCCUAUAGAGUUAAAAUGGAGUAGCAAUGUACAUACCCCACCACCGCUCCAGUUGGCUCUCUAGUGAUCGCAUCCCCAGGAUCUAGCAGCAAACUCCUAUCUUCUUAUUAAAAUAUCCCUAUGAAGGGGUUAAACCACCUCUUUUUGUAUCUCACUGUCUAAAGAAAAUAUGCCCCGAAAGGUGUUUGUCCAAUAGAGUUACAACCCCGUCAAUUAAAGGGGUACUCCCCUGGAAAACAUUUUUUUUUUUUAACCAUCUGGUGCCAGAAAU